CACCAUGAGCAAGCUCGACCGCGCCGUCUACGACCAGUACAUGACGCUCGACACCGGCAGCGUCACGCUCGCCGAGUACGUGUGGAUCGGCGGCUCGGGCCAGGACCUGCGCUGCAAGACCAAGACGCUGACCAAGGACGUCAAGUCGAUCGCCGACCUGCCGGUGUGGAACUUCGACGGCUCGAGCACGGGCCAGGCUCCGGGCGAGGACUCGGAGGUGCUGCUGCGCCCCGUGGCCAUCUUCAAGGACCCGUUCCGCCGCGGCAAGCACAUCCUGGUGCUGUGCGACUGCCUGAAGCCCGACAUGACGCCCAUCGCCAACAACACGCGCGCCGACGCGGCCCGCGUGAUGGAGGCGGCCAAGGGCGAGGAGCCGUGGUUCGGCAUCGAGCAGGAGUACACGCUGUUCGAGAAGGACGGCGUGACGCCGUACGGCUGGCCCAAGGGCGGCUUCCCCGGCCCGCAGGGCCCGUACUACUGCGGCGCCGGCGCGCACUCGGUGUUCGGCCGCCUCAUCGUGGACGCGCACUACCGCGCGUCGCUGUACGCGGGCAUCAACAUCUCCGGCAUCAACGCCGAGGUGAUGCCCGGCCAGUGGGAGUACCAGGUGGGUCCGUGCACGGGCAUCGAGUCGGGCGACCACCUGUGGAUGUCGCGCUACAUCCUGCUGCGCGUGUGCGAGGACUUCGGCGUGAACGUGUCGUGGGACCCCAAGCCGAUCCCGGGCGACUGGAACGGCGCCGGCUGCCACACCAACUACUCGACCAAGGCGAUGCGCGAGGAGGGCGGCAUGGCCAAGAUCAUCGAGGCCAUCGAGAAGAUGAAGCUCAAGCACAAGGAGCACAUCGCGGCGUACGGCACGGGCAACGAGCGCCGCCUGACGGGCCGCCACGAGACGGCCAGCAUGGACACGUUCUCGUACGGCGUGGCCAACCGCGGCGCGUCGAUCCGCAUCCCGCGCGUGGCGGAGGCCGAGGGCAAGGGCUACUUCGAGGACCGUCGCCCGGCGUCCAACAUGGACCCGUACGUGGUCACGGGCCGCAUCGUCAAGACGACCAUCCUCAACGAGGCCUAAGUUGUCGAGAAGCAGUCGGCGCAGCAGUUAACGUCUGCGGUGCAAGCCUCUCGUUAUUUGUAGUGGAGUAGAGCUCCAGGAGCAGCUCGUGGUGCUUCCUAUAUAUGCUUAUUGAGAAGAAUAAAGUACUUCUUUGAGAGCUUC
Phytophthora sojae is the source of this 1219-nucleotide messenger RNA. RefSeq lists its product as hypothetical. Gene Ontology annotation, molecular function: glutamine synthetase activity. The transcript has a single exon. Bases 5 to 1075 code for a protein of 356 amino acids. The record is from RefSeq and is a predicted model, not a curated record. Gene Ontology annotation, cellular component: cytoplasm. Lineage: Eukaryota; Oomycota; Peronosporomycetes; Peronosporales; Peronosporaceae.